Anoplopoma fimbria (sablefish) is the source of this 1121-nucleotide messenger RNA. RefSeq names its product SLX9 ribosome biogenesis factor (gene slx9). Lineage: Eukaryota; Metazoa; Chordata; Actinopteri; Perciformes; Anoplopomatidae. Gene Ontology annotation, biological process: maturation of SSU-rRNA from tricistronic rRNA transcript (SSU-rRNA, 5.8S rRNA, LSU-rRNA). The coding region runs from base 121 to 849 and encodes 242 amino acids. The record is from RefSeq and is a predicted model, not a curated record. The transcript has 6 exons. Gene Ontology annotation, cellular component: nucleolus; preribosome, small subunit precursor; 90S preribosome.
UGACGUCACAGGCCGGCGCCGCGGCCAGCAGCACAGUGACGCGUGUGUGUGUGUGUGUGUGUGUGUGUGUGUGAGAGAGAACACGCUUUAAGAAGAAGAAGAAGAAGAAGAAGAGAAGACAUGAAGAUCAGACACGUCCGACACAAGCUCCACCAGGAGGCGGUGAAGAUGGAGAGGCCGCCGGCCGCCUCCUCCUCCUCCUCCUGCUGCUCCUCUGCUCCUCCUGCUCCUCCUCUGCUGGAGGAGCUGCAGAGGAGCGACUCCUGCUCACACGUCACACAGCCUCUGGGAGAGAUCUGCUUCCCCUCUGGGAUCUUUGCUGGAACCAAGAUCACCCGGGAGGCCCUGGUCCAAACACUGAAGCUUGAGGAGCCUCCGGACGCCCCUCCACCGGCUCCGAAGGGCCCAGAGGAGAAGAAAGUCAAGUCAAAGAAAGAGAAGAUGAAGGAGAGACGGGACAGAUGGCUGAACAAGAUCAGCUCCAUCAAACUGGCCAAGGAGCAGCAGGCGGCCGAGGCCCGGCGGCAGCACACGCCCGUGGUGGGCGACAUGAGGCCGCUGGCCGACGCCCUGCCGGAGCUCUGUCAGCUCGUCGCCCCCGACGCCGGCGCCGCCUCAGCCCCCGCCGCUCGCCGCAAGAGCAGGAAAAACAAAGUGCCGGUGAAGAGGCCCGAGCCGACGGACUUCAGUCAGAUGAAACACUCACAGAAACGCAAACUCAUGGAAACGGAGACCAGCCGGUUUAGCAACGCAGUUAAGACCCUCUCGGCCAAGAUGAACCCUCUGGCUGAUAUCGGUGAGCAGCUGAGGAAGAGGAUGAAGCAGGAGGAAGAGCAAGGUCCCAGCUAACGGCAGCAGUGACGCGCUUCCACGUACGUUAACUCAACAAAUCCCCAGGGAAACCCCAAACCCGGGAACAUUCUGGAUUUAAAAGGAGGAAGAACCCGAUACCCGGGGACCCCCGUCACACCUCUGAACCCCGGACUGAAGGAUGCUGCUUACGGCUCCACCACGAAGAUGAAGAGAAGCAGCAGAAAAGGUGGUGUUUGUAAAUGCUGACUGUAAAGAACAUCCUCUCAGUUUGAUUAUCCAGGUUUCCUCUUCAGUAAUAAAUCACAGUA